This is a messenger RNA of Teleopsis dalmanni, 2539 nucleotides long. Its product is annotated as protein GPR107. Gene Ontology annotation, cellular component: Golgi apparatus; membrane. The record is from RefSeq and is a predicted model, not a curated record. Lineage: Eukaryota; Metazoa; Arthropoda; Insecta; Diptera; Diopsidae. The transcript is spliced from 9 exons. Gene Ontology annotation, biological process: transport. Bases 239 to 2185 code for a protein of 648 amino acids.
AAUGCACAGCUGUUUGAAAUGAAAAUGACAACUGGGGCUCGUUACUUCUUUUACUUGACAUUUCUUUAUUUAUUGUUUUAUAAAUUCUUCUACUUCGUACGAACAUUGCUUGUGUAUGUGGCUAAAAUAAAACUUUUUGAGUAAACAAUAAAACUGCGAAAUAAAAAGAAAAAUAAAUUAAAUAAUAUCCACGAAAGAAGUUAAACUGUUUAAAAAUACAUUUCAUCUACAACAGUAAAUGAAAAUGAAGCCACCCGUGUUAACGUCGACAGCACUUGGGGACAAGUUUAAAUCAAUAUUUGUUUGCUUAAUAUUAACAGUAUUUAUUACUCAUUUAGCAGAAGCAAGAAAACAUCAUCUAGAAGUUAGAAAUGACAUACGACCAUACAUUGCACUUAGCACAUUUGGAUUUUAUACCGGGGGCUACUUAGACGUGAAAUUGAGUAAAUUAAAUAUUGACAAUGAAAAUCCAAACGAAAAGUUUGGCCUUUCACUCGACAAAACAACAAUAGACCAAAUGAACCCCUAUCUAGACUCACAUCAAAAUAAGUGUAUUUUGGAGGAACAAUCCAAUAUGCAAACCAAUGGUCCUAUUUUAUUCUUUUUACUUGAUCUUAAAAAUUUGCAUGUGAAGGUGCAGUGUUCUCCGGAAUGGCAAAAUAUGCAUAUUUAUAAAGAUCGUUCUACUUAUAUGAUGUUUAGGGGCAAGCGGCAAUCAUUAGCAAAAGUUAGUGAUUCUUCAUUAUUUUCUAAAAAGCGAAAUACUCGCGAUAUAGAUAAUUUGGAAGAAUCUGAAGAAUAUGAACCUGACAAUGUUAUGCCAAUAGAAGCAAAAAUGGAAAACCUUAAAACAUCAUCACCUGUUGCACCAGUAUUAUCACCGAGUUCUAUCAAACCAGCUAAUACUGUUAUGAAUAAAUCUUCAGCUAUAUUGCCUUCUAAACACGAAAAUGAUUUUUCAAAUGCAGUGUUACCUGUUGAAGAUUCUGCACAAGCGUCAAGUAUGCAGUCUUCCAAGGAAAAUAUGCAAGCUCAACUAUGUAAGGAUUUUAUAUUACCCCUAACGAAAACAGUAAUAAAUGGACAAAACUACUACAAUAUGUCGUUUUCAAUGCUGGUGACAUCCAUUCUUGAGGAAGGACUUUAUAAUUUAUAUUUUCAUUCUUGUCCAAAUUACAGUCAACAAAAAAUAAUAUCCUUUAAUGUUGACAUUGAGGAAAACAACAAUGGAAAUUUUCUCUCAGCGGGUGAAAUGCCUCUACCGGCUCUUUAUUUCAUGAUGAGUUUAUUAUUUUUCCUAUCUGGACUAUUUUGGGUAUUCAUACUUAAAAAAAGCAAGCACAGUGUCUACAAAAUUCACUACAUAAUGGCUGUGUUGGUAUUUCUGAAAUCUUUAUCUCUUCUAUUCCAUUCCAUAAAUUAUCAUUUUAUCAAUACACGUGGAGAACACAUAGAAGCCUGGGCUAUUCUCUAUUACAUAGCACAUUUGCUCAAAGGUGCAGUAUUAUUUAUAACAAUUGUACUUAUCGGCACUGGAUGGACAUUUAUAAAACACAUUCUAUCAGAUAAAGACAAAAAGAUUUUUAUGAUUGUCAUACCGUUGCAAGUUCUCGCAAACGUUGCUGAAAUUAUAAUAGAUGAAUCAGAAGAAAGUGAUAUUGAAUUUCGAAUGUGGAGAAACAUUUUCAUUUUUGUUGAUUUACUUUGUUGCGGUGCCAUACUCUUUCCCAUUGUUUGGUCUAUUCGGCAUCUACACGAAGCCUCUGCAACAGAUGGCAAAGCGGCUAUAAACCUACGAAAACUUAAACUUUUCCGACAAUUUUAUAUAAUGAUCGUUUGUUAUAUAUAUUUUACACGUAUUAUUGUUUAUCUACUUAAAAUGACUGUGGCCUUCCAAUACGCUUGGUUAGAUGAAAUGUUUCAUGAAAUGGCCACAUAUGUAUUCUUUGUGUUGACGGGUUAUAAAUUCCGUCCAGCUUCAUCGCAUCCUUACUUUGCUGUGGGGGAUGAAGAUCCUGAUGAUGAUGUAGUCGAGGUACUAACUGAAUCUGGACUAACACAGGGUCUACACCGUACAAAAGCUCAAAACCGUAGUGAAAAACCAUCAACGAUUGUUAUUGAGGGCAAUGACGAGGAGCGGGAGAACUUAAUAACCAAACGCGAAUCAAGUCAUGAAUAUGAUUAAAUUAUUCUUUUUAAAAACAUAGGACUUACAUUUUCGUAUAUAUUUGUUAUUAUUAAAUCUGAGCAAUAUAUCGGUUUAUCAAAUAUUAAGCUGUAGUUGACGUAUGAUAAACUUUAGUGUUGCUUAAAUUAUAUUUUUAAGUUUAAUUAUUGCAACUUGCAGUUGUUGUUGGGAGAGACUGAUGAGGUAUAUUUUGCAUAUUUUAUUAAACUAAACUUAGACUUCUAAUAAUGUAAAUUUAUUUAAAUAUGUUCUUGUUUUCGAUAAGUAAUUAUAUAUUAGUUCCAAUAGUGCCAAUAAAUUCAUAGAUUUUUUUAUUUUGUAACUUUGUGCAUUAAAUGUUGUAUACUUCAA